ACCAUCUUGAAAUACGUUACGAUUCAAGUUUAUGAAUUUUUACUAACAGUUUUAAGAAAAAAAAAUGAAUCAAACACCAGUUCGCAAUAAGCUCUUGCUGAAAACAAGAUCACUCACCAUUCCACCAUCACCGCAAAUGCAAAAGUUGGGAUACGGAACAGGUGUAACUGUUUAUAAACUUGAUCGUGAGCAAAACGGAUCACCAUGGGUUCUUAAAAAGGUUUCGCGAAAAGGUCCCAGACACGAAGAAAUGUCCAUGCGCCUCAAGAUUGAAGCAUCAAUUCUUAAAACCUUAAACCAUCCAAACAUAGUUGGCUUUCGAGCUCUACUUCAAGAAAGUGAUGGAAGAAAAUGCAUUGCAAUGGAGGACUGCACUAUAUCUCUAGGAGAUUUGAUUGAAAAAAGAGUCUAUGACGAUGAAAUUCAUUCACCUUUUCCAGCUGACAAAAUUGAGAAAGUCCUCAAAGAUGUAGCUGAAGGUUUAAAUUAUUUGCACAAUGAAGCACUUGUACUCCACUGUGACAUCAAAUCGUACAACAUCUUGGUUAAAAAUGAGUUUCAAAUAUGUAAGAUAUGUGAUUUUGGCGUGAGUAUGCCUUUGAAGAAGGAUGGCACCCUAGAUUAUUCCAAAACUGGUGAUGAAGCUGAAUUUGUAGGCACUGACCCAUGGUGUGCACCUGAAAUAUUGCAAGAGGGGCAGGUUAUCACAGUCAAGGCAGAUAUAUUUGCAUAUGGGUUGUGUUUAUGGGAAAUGAUUGCCUUAAAAACACCUUAUGUAACUUCUGAUGAUGAUUCACAAUUGAAUGAUAGUAAAUAUGAAGAUGAUAGUGAGGAAGAUGAGGUUGAGGAAGAACUUUUAAGUGUGAGAAAAAGACCAAAGGUGCCUUGUGAGUACCUAGAUGACACUUAUUUACCAAUUCUUCAGAUUUAUUACUUAUGCACUGAGCAGGACUAUAAAAAACGUCCAAAUUCUAAAGAUUUAUGUAAAAUUAUAAAGGAACUGACUUUUGAAGAGAAAUAAUUUAAGUCAACCAAAGAUACUUGCAAGGAUAACAAUAACCAGCAAUAAUAGAAAGAUUCCGAUGCAAAUUUUAAUCUAAAAAUUUAAUAUUAGAAAUCAACAUUAUUUUUAAAUUGUUUUAUUACUUACGAUCAGUCCGCGUUUUUUAUUCUUCUUUGCUUUCUGCAACUCAUCAACUGCUUUGUCAAUAUGGUCUGUUGCUUGAACCGCGAAAAACUCGACUCUGUUUAAACUAUCUUGUUGUAAUUCAACCAGAGUCGCUAAAUUAACGAAUAAAUCACGAAUCUCCACCAAGUGCUCUUCGAUAGUGACUAAUUGUUCAUGGCGCGCUUCAAGAUUUGCUAAUUGACUUCGUGCUUCUAGUUCAUUUUGAAUGUACUGCAAAAACAAACGAAAAUACCAAAUUUAUUUUAUUUAUUAUAUAAAGCAUAUAAAAUAAAUUGUGAACUUACAUCCUGUGUAAAAAUGUGCGGGUUUUCUUCAAUCAACUGAUUAAGUUGUGAAUCAUCGAGUUCGUCGUGAUUGACUAUUUGAUGACAUUUCGCAAUGAAAUUUUUCUCGCUCUGGCAAAUCUGUUGCGCCCACGCCUGGUGCUCGCCGGCGACGAUUUUGAAUCGUUCGACUAACCCAGUGUACUGCACAAGUUUCAUGCGAUAUUCGGCGCAAGUUUUAUUCUCAGACGAUUUUAAAUUCAAGUUAUUCUCUUUUAACGAUUUUGCGAUUAAAUGCGCAAGACUUUCGGAUUCUUUAAAUACAUCUUUUAAUUUCUUACUUAUUCCUAAAAUGUGAACACUUUAAUAAAUGUAUAUUUUUGAA
Dalotia coriaria is the source of this 1837-nucleotide messenger RNA. RefSeq names its product lymphokine-activated killer T-cell-originated protein kinase. NCBI's taxonomy places the organism in Eukaryota, Metazoa, Arthropoda, Insecta, Coleoptera, Staphylinidae. The transcript has 2 exons. The coding region runs from base 65 to 1021 and encodes 318 amino acids. Gene Ontology annotation, biological process: MAPK cascade; protein phosphorylation. Gene Ontology annotation, molecular function: ATP binding; MAP kinase kinase activity. The record is from RefSeq and is a predicted model, not a curated record.